UAUUAAUGCAGGGAAAGCAUAACUUUAUAUUUUCUUUGGAUGGAGAGCAAAAAUCGUUCUUUGUUUCAAAUUUGGAUGUUGCAUCCUUUUGUCGUUUGAUUCGAUCUGCCUUUUAGGUUGACAAGACCAUAACAGCAUUAUAAGAUGCGUAAGGUAAAUGCAAUAAUAUAAUAGGAAAUAUUUGUGAAUUGCAAUAUUUCUGCCACAAUCUGCACGCUCACAAAGAUAAAUUCUACGUCAUACUGACAGAAUAGAGAAAACCUGAAAGGAAUAGUAGGAAGUCGCAUAAAAGUAAGAAUUCGAGAGUGCAAACAACCGAGGAACCCUCUUAUUAUGUUGAUUUCGGAGCAUUCUUAUAAGAAAUCCAACAAAUUAGAUUUAGGUACAUAUGAAGAGUCAUCUAGUCCUCAACAUCCAGUUUUAACCAUUGUGUUGGUAUUUGACAAUGAAUAUUAGGCUGGCAUCUUUGGCCAACCGAUAGUAAUGAGAAUCUAUAAAACAUUUGCAUUUCUCUAAGCCUAUUACACAAUAAUCUAAGAGGAGGAAUCUGAUUCAUUGUUAUUAACGGUUUUUGAAAAUUAAAAUCUUAAACACGAAAUGGAAAUGAAAAUUAAUCACUCAAUUGCUGAAGAUGUGUGUUAUCAGAUUGAAUAAUUGCUAUGUGAAGAAGAAGAGCCAGAACCUAUAUUGCAGGGUAGUUUUGCUACUCCCAAUAGCAAUGCAAACAAUAAUAUCCCCUUGAUUGUAACUAGGGGAAAUGAGAAAUAGAUUUUAUAGGUGGAGGCGAAUGACAACUUUCAUUCUAGUUAAGGCAAAAGAACUCAUGGGUAUAAUUUGUGUUAAUAAGUGUAAUGAGGGUCAAAAAGGCUGUAGACAAAUUUAGAAAUCGAUUCGAAUCCAGAGAAUAUGAAUACCUCUUAGGAUUGAUUAUCGGUUAAGAUCAAUCCGUCUUUGCUGAGUAUCAACUGUAUUAAAAAUAGCAGGAUGAUGAAAACUUCAUUAGAAAUCUGAAGUUACUGUUGCCCCAAGAUGACAACAACAAUCUUUCAUUGUAAAAUUGAAAUAUUGUAUUUAAUAGUUAAAACAACCUCAAAUUCAUAACCAGUCCUAGUAGGAGUGAUCUACAUUAAUCAGUAAAUUUCCCUUAUGAUUGCAAUCCAACUCCAGGUUUGAGGUCGUCCGUAACAAUAAUGGAUUAAUUACUUAAUUCAGGUGAUUUAAAUUCAAUUGAGUCUGGAAUGUUGAGAGAACUGAGAAUGGACAGUGAUUUGGAUGAUUUAGUCAAAAGUCUAAUGGAUUACCCUCAAGAUGUACUAUAAUAUUCUAUUUCUCAAGAUCCUACUCUAAAUAAUAAGACAGUAUUUGCAGAGUCAAUUUCAGCAAGAAAUUACUAAAAAUUUUAAUUCUCAUUAAGUGGAGUAUUUUCUUUCAGAAAAUGCCAAUAAAUAAAACCCUAUUUAUGAAGGAUUUCAAAGAUUUGGAUAAAAUGGUUAAUUAUAAGAUCUAUUUUCAAUUCUCAAGGAGAAUGUAGGGCAAUUAGAAUAACAAUUGAGAGAAGAAAAUAGUUAUUCCUAUUAUUUGAUGCAUAAACGGCGUAAGGAUAGUCAUGAUGAACAUUUUCAUUUCCAUUUGAAUUUACCAUAAGUUAAUUAAUAGGAGGAACGGAAAUUGAGUGUUGAUUCGAUAAUAUUGGAGAGUAAGAAAGAAAUAAACUUCAUUGAUAAAUAUCAUGUUAAAGUAUUACAAAAAUACAGUAAUGAAGAUUAUGAAAAACUGUUUAUGACUGUUUACGAUCAAUGCAGCAAAUUCUGUGAUGAACAUGAAAAAGCUAAAUUACAUGGUUACUAUACAGCUUAGAACUAAAGGUUGCUUGAAAUAUUAGAUAAAUAUGGAUAAAGAUAUGAUAUUGAUUGCAUUAAAUCAGAUAUCAAUGAUUUAUUGACUUUACAGAAUAAAAAAAUUGAUGAUAUUCCUUCACCUACUCAUGGAGCUGUCAUCGAACCAAAAAUGCAUAAAUAUUAAAAUUUCAAAUUUAUAAUAAAUUUUUUAUACGAAAUUGAUAAAGUUAUCACUUUAAGGUAAGCAAAGGCAUUUUAUUAUUUAUAUUCGAUUGAAGAUAUGUCUGUUAUGGCAGCUUACGAAGUGUAUUGUGAAACAAAAGAAUAAGACGAGUUUUUAAAUACUCUAAAUCUUAUAUUUAAGGUAUAUUCGUCCUCUUCUAGAUUUGACUUUAAUGAAAUUGAGCAAUUUGAUAGUUUGAUAGAACAAUAAUUGAAUAUUUUGUUUGCAUACAGAAGAUGUUUGAAUUAGGAACAAAGAUUGGCAUUGGAAUAAGUAAAACAUCAAAUUAUAUUUUUAGAACAUGAUAUCAAGUGAUAAUACUCUAUUGAAACUCUUUAGGGAUUUCCUAAGAUAGAGAGAUUAGAGGAUAUUCAUUUAGAAGUUAUCAGAUUUUGCAAAUAGUCAAAUUGAAAAGCAAAAAGACAAUUAAUCAAUGGACCCUUACAUGAAAAAGAUCGAUUAAAACAAUCAGCAUAAGGAUUUGAUAAAAGAUAUCUGUGCAAAAUUCUUAAAGAGCAAAGUCAAAUAAAUAGAUCUGUUGAUGGAUGCAAUUGACAAGGACAAUAUUAUGAUAAAGUCUUCAUUGGAAGUCUAUGAUUAUAAUCUAGAUAAGUAGGAUUUAGUAGAAAAUAUCUAACUAAUAUACAAUUAUAUUUUGAAAUCUAAUGUGAAAAGCAUACUGAAAGCAAAUCUAAUUGAAUUGGGAAGAUCAAAAACUGAUGUAAACAUUUAUUUACAAUCAAUAGUUGACCUACUUAUUAAGAAAUAUUAAUCAAGACGAACCCAUCCUUAAAGGGGCGUUUGAAUUGUAUUUCUAAACGAAGGAUGAAGCAGAACUAAAGGAUACUAUCAGUCGAAUACUCAAAUUUAGCAAUAUUUGA
Molecule: messenger RNA, 2942 nt
Organism: Paramecium octaurelia
Lineage: Eukaryota; Ciliophora; Oligohymenophorea; Peniculida; Parameciidae
Source: the annotation of a GenBank genome assembly